ACACGAUCCUAAAAGACAAGUUCUAUACCUGUAGAUCUUUGAGGAAAUCCUUGCCCUCAUCCGCCUAGACAAUCAACUAGCAAAAUGCCGCCCCAAGCCGUCCAGCGCAUCAGCAUUCGCUGGUUGCCUGAGCCUGCCUACGAAGACACCCAUACAGUCGCCCUCAAUGUCGGGGGAUACUUUAUUGAUUUGCGAGUUACCAAGGAGACUCGCAGCAUUCAAUGGAGCCGCGCCGGGGAGCGAAUUACUCUCAAGACUGAGCCUCCAACAUUCCGAUGGACGCACAUCAUCGACUCGCUGAAUCUCACAGUUCCUGACGAUGCCCACUUCGAAAAGCUUCCCAAUGGGGAUGACCUCGAGAUCGGGACUACACCCUGUCCACACAAAAAUGGAGUUCCGAUAGAUUACGAAGAGGUCUGGAGAGAUAUCACAACACGAGGCGCAGAUAGCAGACCGUCCUGGAUUCUACAGAGCAAGGAUGGAAGCACCUUCAUUGGGAAAGUUGGGCAUAUCUAUCUCGCCAUCCAGAAAGCGUUGGGGGUGGAAUUCGCCGCGCGGCGAGAGGAUUACGAGUCUGAGCUUGGGAUUUGGAAGUGCGCAUUUGAGUCUGGGAAUCAAGCAAAAAUGCCAGAAGCGUCCGCAGUUGUGGCAUUGACAGACAAGGAGGCGCAGAAGUCGGUGGAUGGAGAUCUUGUUAGCAUUGAUGGUGUGGACUUCGUAUUCCGGGGUGUUAGUCAAGACUAAGCAUAGUCGGAAUUGAGUCACAACCCUGCCUCUCGUUCGAGCAAGACAGACAAUACCCU
Molecule: messenger RNA, 803 nt
Organism: Colletotrichum godetiae
Lineage: Eukaryota; Fungi; Ascomycota; Sordariomycetes; Glomerellales; Glomerellaceae
Exons: 2
Coding region: 85-744 (219 amino acids)
Source: RefSeq, a predicted model, not a curated record